AUGAGAACGACCUCUGCAAACGAACUUCCCACGGUCGAGUCACUUGUGCGCUGGUUGCAUAAACGGUUAUUUGGUGAAUCAGAAAACGCGUCACCGAGUUCGGGUUCAACUCAUGGAGCAGGAGUAACAACAACGUCCACGUUGAUGUCGCCUUCCGUUGUAAAAACACGGUACAGCGGUGUGUUGAACUUGAAAGAUGCACUAGAACAAGUGCGGGAUUUUGAGCCUGAGAUUAUUGAGCGAGCACGCAUUGCAGAUGACAACGAGCGGGCUGCGAAGGCAGAGAAGCAGAAGGCUAUUGACAAAAUGAUGAAAACAUUGAAGCAGGAAAAAGGGUUGUAUGACAUCAAAGAAACCCUGCAAAUGCAACAGAUUUCUGGAGGUGACGAUGUCGCGGCGAAAGUGGCUACAGCAAAAGAGGACAAGUCUCCUCGACAACAGUGGCGUGAACGAACCUCUUCCAAGAAGAAAAAAUCGGACAUGGCAGAUGCAGCUGGUAAAAAGACAAGUGAAAGGAUGAACAAGAGGGUCCGCGACUUUGGGAAAGAGUACCAGCUACAAAAGACUGACGCGGCAUCGCAGAAGCGGAGUGCGGAAUUGGAAGCACGUGCUGCAGCAGCGGAAAGACGAGCCGAACAAGAACUUAGCACUCUAGCUGAAAGUACUAAAGCAAAUGCGAAGCGGAGGAGCACGAUCGACGUUCCUGCUAGGAAAACGAAAAGCCUAGAUGCUGAGAAGGGAGAGAGUGCCGAAAGCAAAACUACAAAAGGAAAGUUGGAGAAUAGUUCAUCCAAAUAUCUAACGCCGAACAACUCCAACUCGAUGAAUCCAGAAGUUGAAUCAGACACGCCACUCCCGCCAUUGGAAAAUCUCAUCUAUCAGGUUUCGUGGGCGCAAACGCAGGAGAACGUUUACAUGACCCUUUCCUUUUCCUCGCAGCUGAAAGAAUGUCUCGCGUUUUUGGGAAAGUCGAUUUCCAAUGCAGUGGCCGUCACGGUAACGGAUGACGC
Messenger RNA from Amoebophrya sp. A25, 1010 nucleotides. The record is from the annotation of a GenBank genome assembly. NCBI's taxonomy places the organism in Eukaryota, Dinophyceae, Syndiniales, Amoebophryaceae.